ACGAAGAUGAAGAAGCGGAGGAAGAAGCGAAGAUACGCGAAACACCACCACCGGUAGUACUACCGCCAGCAGCAGCAGCAGGAGGAGGAAUAAAACCACCAUCUGGUGCUUCUGUUCCUGCUGCUCCUGACGCCAUUCUCACUUCGCGGUCUUCUCCUUCUGGUGUUGAUUCUUCAUCCCGCAUUGGUGGCGAAGGGUCCACCGUCAGUAUUUCACCCAAUGCAGUUGGGAAGCCUUCAAAACAAGAUAAGGUGCCAGAAGCAAAGGAGAGUCAACACGCCCAGCCACACGACGGAGAGGCAGCAGAUACACUCAACAACGGACCGGAACAAAACAGUUCUGCUCCAACAACAACGGGUCAGAAUGACAACGAAGUCGCCACGUUGGGUGCCGGUGGUUUACGCUCUUCGGGAGAACAAAUAACGGUAAAAGGGGGUUUAGAAGCUUCCCGAACAGACGAAUCGUCAGCUGAUCCAAAUACAAAAUUACAAGAAAGUGAAAAGACUCCAAUGAAAUCAUCACAAGCAGCAGCGACAGAACCAAAAACUUACCACGAAGUAUUGACGUCAGUAAAAGAGGAGACAAAGAGCAAGAGCACGGAUGCAUCAGAGAAUUUACCUGAUGCGGCCGAAAGCAUUAACGAACAUCCUGCAUCCGCAGCCAAUACAAUGCAGAGUACAUCAACUGGCAGUCAAGAAGGAGCAUCUACGCCGUCUUCAAAUAGAAUUCCUCCACUUCACGAGGAAACGACCACAGGAACUGACACUACUGAUAAUGCUCAACCUCCGAGAGAAAAACCAGUCGAAGCCACAGCCAUGAAAAAUGGCACGGCGACGACUGGCGACAGUGACAGCAGCACCGCGGUCUCCCACAGCACCUCCCCUCUUUUGCUUCUUCUUCUUGUUGCGUGUGCGGCUGCGGUGGUGGCCGCGUGA
Messenger RNA from Trypanosoma cruzi, 935 nucleotides. RefSeq names its product mucin-associated surface protein (MASP), putative. The record is from RefSeq and is a predicted model, not a curated record. Lineage: Eukaryota; Euglenozoa; Kinetoplastea; Trypanosomatida; Trypanosomatidae. The annotation marks the transcript as partial. The transcript has a single exon.